AUGCAUCAGCCAGUUCCAGGAAAGCCAUACGCUGAACCCAAUAUCACCGUCAACAGGCAGCGGCUGAAUGCGACUCUACAAGAAUGUGUGGAACAGAAGAGGGAUCACCACAGAGACAAAGUGUGUCGGGUCAUUGUUCUCACCACUCUGCUCUACGGCUGUGAGACAUGGACAGUCGAUCAACGUCAUGCCAGGAAGCUGAACCACUUCCACACCAUGUGUCUCAGAAAACUCCUUGGCAUAAAGUGGCAAGACAGGAUACCAGGCACUGAGGACCUCACUCGGGCUGGUCUGCCCAGCAUCUACGCCAUCCUGAUGCAGUCACAGCUUCGUUGGGCAGGCCAUGUAGUUCGCAUGCCAGACCACCGGCUUCCAAAGAGACUGUUGUCUGGCGAACUGCAACAAGGAAAGCGCUCCAAUGGAGGCCAGAAAAGGCGCUUCAAGGAUACGCUAAUAGCGUCGCUGAAGGCCUUCGACAUCAACCAUAACACGUGGGAGCAGACAGCUUAA
Messenger RNA from Penaeus vannamei (Pacific white shrimp), 510 nucleotides. The record is from RefSeq and is a predicted model, not a curated record. Lineage: Eukaryota; Metazoa; Arthropoda; Malacostraca; Decapoda; Penaeidae.